AUGACCUCAAAGCCCGUAUCAGUGCUGGUCUUUCAGAACAGCGGGAGGUUCGGAGCUGUUUGCAGGCUGUCCAUCAAACGAGGGGGCGGGGCACUGAAACAGGAAGUAGUGGGAAACAGGUGCCGUGUUUGUCCCGCUAAACUCCUCUGGUUUUCUUCCCUCCUGCUCCCGGCCGCUCCUCUUCCUCCUCCCACCUGUAAAAAAGGACAGCUGGAACCCGUCAACGAGGGUCUGCUGUCUACUCUGACGGAUCUCCUGCUGUGCCGCUGGUCGUGUCGGGCGUGUUGGCGCUGGUGUUGGGAAUGUAGCUGCUGUCAGACCACUGAGGAGGAAGUGGAGAUUCUGGGGCCGUUUCCAGCACAGACGCCCUCCUGGCUUGUUAACGACUGUAACGACGAGAAAGAGUCAAACUCUCACCUGGUGUCUGGUGAUCAGGUCCAUGCGGCCCACAGCGACGCCACGGGCAGCAGCAGUCCGAGCUGCACCAGUCCCGGCAGCCGGGGGUCCGGCUCGGAGAACUCUCGCUCCACCUUCAGCCUCGCACGCCAGCUCUCCAGUCUGGAUUCGCGGCGUCCCAGCUCCCCGCUGGUGGACACGAAGCCCAUUGAAUUCUGGGCCAUGUCCCCGAGGAAGGAGGCGGUUCAGCCGCUGCGCAAACCCCAGCCUCCUUCGGACGAUUAUUUCCGGAAGCUGGAGCCGCGGCUCUACUCGUCCGAGUCCGGCGGAGACGACGUGGACUCUCUGAGCGACGAGGAGCUCCUGCUGCGCUACCAGCUCGGCCUCCUGCACUUCAGCACGCAGUACGACCUCGUUCACUGCCAGCUGAUCGUGCGUGUGAUCGAGGCUCGGGACCUGCCUCCUCCCGGCGCGGGCGUGGCUCACUCCAACCCCUACGUCAAGAUGAGCCUCCUGCCCGACCACAAGAACUCGCGGCAGACCGGCGUCAAGCGCAAGACACAGAACCCUGUGUUCGAGGAGCGCUUCACCUUCGAGCUGCCCUUCCUCGAGGCCCAGCGCCGGACGCUGCUGCUCUCCGUCCUGGACUUCGACAAGUUCUCACGCCACUGCGUCAUCGGAAAAGUCACGCUCCCGCUCAGCGAGGUGGACCUGGUGAAGGGGGGACACUGGUGGAAGGCUCUGGUGCCCAGCUCACAGAAUGAACUCGAACUGGGGGAACUGCUGCUGUCCUUAAACUACUUGCCGAGCGCCGGCCGACUCAACGUGGACGUCAUCAGAGCCAAACAGCUGCUCCAGACCGACAUGUGCCAGGGUUCAGAUCCCUUUGUGAAAGUUCAGCUGGUGGCAGGACUGAAGCUGGUGAAGACCAAGAAGACGUCGUGUAUGAGGGGAACCAUCGACCCCUACUUCAACGAGUCCUUCAGCUUCCGGGUGCCUCAUGAGGAACUGAGCGAGGUUAGCCUUGUGUUCACAGUUUACGGCCACAACAUGAAGAGCAGCAACGACUUUGUGGGCCGCAUCGUGAUUGGUCAGUUCUCCACGGGGCCGGCGGAGACCACGCACUGGCGGCGUCUGCUGCGUUCCCAGCGUACGCCCGUGGAACAGUGGCACAGCCUGCGCUCACGCGCCGAGUGUGACCGUGUCUCUCCCGCCUCGCUCGAGGUCACGUGAUCCUCACGCAGCAUGCCGAUUGGUGGAGGCAGGAAGUGUGGACCAUUUAAUGGGCGGGGCUUCACUGGAAGGAUAAACAAUAAGAAGAACUGCGGUGAUCUGAAUGGACGGUGGGUUCUGGAACCGACUCGUGUUCUACUCUGGUGUUCGUGGACUUUAUUCAGAAAGGUGGACUGCGGAGAAAGUGUUCAGCGGUUGUUCUUUAUCACACUGAUACUACCGUCAUGGAGAACUUAAUAACCUCAUCAUCGGCUCGACUCGGGCUGAGAGCAGCGGGAUCAUUCAUCCUGCUCCUCCUCCUCCUCCUCCUCCUCCUG
Molecule: messenger RNA, 1946 nt
Organism: Ictalurus furcatus (blue catfish)
Lineage: Eukaryota; Metazoa; Chordata; Actinopteri; Siluriformes; Ictaluridae
Gene: syt17
Product: synaptotagmin XVII
Exons: 8
Coding region: 1-1629 (542 amino acids)
Biological process (GO): calcium-ion regulated exocytosis; regulation of calcium ion-dependent exocytosis; regulation of dopamine secretion
Cellular component (GO): membrane
Molecular function (GO): clathrin binding; phosphatidylserine binding; syntaxin binding
Source: RefSeq, a predicted model, not a curated record